UGAAGCAGAGCUAAACAAUCAGCAGAGCUUAAAUAUAACUGAUAGUCAGGAUGAAGAAGGAAACCAACAUGAAGAAUCAACAUCAACUACAGAUGAAGAGACGGAAUCAACAUCAACAAAUGAAGAGACAGAUCCACAGAACAGAGAUCAGAAGAUGACAAGAGACAGAAGACAUGUCCAAAGUGUGGAUAGCUCUCACAAUUCUGAAAGUGACUCUGUUAUAAAAAAUCCCAGCAAGACAUCUUUGGUUAAGAAACACAAACAAUCUCCAAAAGGAAAUAGAUCUACCUUUAUAAAGUUGGGUAAAAGAAAAGGAAUUAUAAACAAUAUGUCAAUGAGCACUGAGUCGGAAAGACCUUAUGUCUGUCAAGAAUGUGGUAAAAGCUUUGAUUACUUGUAUAAAGUCAGAGAUCACAUGAGAACUCAUACAGGAGAGAAGCCUUUUCCUUGUAAAGACUGUGAUGCAAGUUUUAGUCGUAUAUAUAGUCUCAAAACACACAUGAGAACUCACACAGGAGAGAAGCCUUUUGCUUGUGAAGAAUGUGAUAAAGGUUUUAGUCACAUAUCUGAUCUCAAAAGACACAUGAGAAGUCAUACAGGAGAGAAGUCUUUUGCUUGUGAAGAAUGUGAUCAAAGUUUUAGUCAAAUAUCUGAUGUAAAAAGACACAUGCGAACUCAUACAGGAGAGAAGCUUUAUUCUUGUAAAGAAUGUAAAAAAUGUUUUAGUGAAAUAUAUAAUCUCAAAACACACAUGAGAACUCAUACAGGGGAGAAGCCUUUUACUUGUAAAGAAUGUGAUAAAUGUUUUAAUACAAAAUCUGAUCUCAAAAGACACAUAAGAACUCAUACAGGAGAGAAGUCUUUUUCUUGUGAAGAAUGUAACAAAAGUUUUAGUUGUAACACUCAUCUCAAAAGUCACAUGAUCACUCACACAGGAGAAAAGCCCCUUUUUUGUAAAGAAUGUGAUAAAAGAUUCCGUUGUAACUUUAAUCUCCAAAAACAUAUGAGAACUCACACAGGAGAAAAGCCCUUUUUUUGCAAAGCAUGUGAUAAAAGUUUUAGUUGUAGCAGUCAUCUCAAAAGACACAUGAGAACUCACACGGGAGAAAAGCCCUUCUUUUGUAAAGAAUGUGAUAAAAGUUUCCGUUGUAACUUUAAUCUCCAAAAACACAUGAGAACUCACACAGGAGAAAAGCCCUUUUUUUGCAAAGCAUGUGAUAAAAGUUUUAGUUGUAGCAGUCAUCUCAAAAGACACAUGAAAACUCACACAGGAGAAAAGCCCUUCUUUGUGUAGAGAACGUGAUAAUAGUUUCAGUUGUAAAUUUAAUCUCCAAACACAUAUGAGAACUCAUUCGGAAGAGAAUUCUUUUUCUAGUCAAAAAUGAAUUUAGUGAAAAUUGCCAACUUAAGAAACAAAGGAAAACUAGAAGUAGCUGCAGUUCUAGAAGAAAAUGCAGGCUUGAAUGCUAUAUUGCUGAAUGA
This is a messenger RNA of Oryzias latipes (Japanese medaka), 1482 nucleotides long. The record is from RefSeq and is a predicted model, not a curated record. NCBI's taxonomy places the organism in Eukaryota, Metazoa, Chordata, Actinopteri, Beloniformes, Adrianichthyidae.